ACACGUGGUUGGCUUCCCUGUUGGACUGUUCCCGUCAAGAUGGCAUCUCAGACGGAGUCUUUACCCGAUGCUCUCCUGGAAGCUCUGGCAGAAAAGGGUCGAGUAGAUUCCUAUGAAUAUGCUACUAGUGUUGGUAGAAAUCACCAAGACGUGGUUGGAGCCGUAAAGAGUUUGGAGUCCUUUGGAGACAUUUUAAAGACAGAGCAGAAACAGACUGAAUUGUGGGAGCUGACUGAAGAAGGUAAAGAGAUAGCUGAGAAUGGUUCGCAUGAGGUUAGACUCUUUGAAGCAGUCAAUCAAUCAAAUGGAACACCACAAAAUGAACUAAUGGAAAUAGAAAAAGCAUAUUAGGCCGUAGAUUAAAAGAUGGCGAGCACCAGUAUAAUGUUAAAUGGAAAUAUCACGAGGGGAUGAUGUGGAGGAAGCUGGGUGAUCUAAACUGUUUGGAAGCCAUUCUACAGUUUGAGUGCUUCGGAAAUAAGCAAAACUAUGAAAAUGAGUUAAAGAAUUGUAAACUGACAAAUGACAACCAAAUCUUCAUUGAGUGGAAUAAUCCUGUUAGCAGUUACUUGCUAAAGCUGCCCCCUGACAUACUCAACAGGAUUGCUUACUUAAUUAAGGAAGAAGUAUUUAUAAGAGUGGGAAACUUUUCUGUCAGGCCCAGUGGGCCUCACCCUGUUGGCUUUCUUGACAUUCUAUGUGGGUAUUCUGACCUUUUACAUCUCCAAGAAUGCUUAAAGCCAGUUACCAUACCUGUAGAAUUGAAGUGCAAGACUGCUGACACAAAUGAAAAGUUUAGAUACUUCAUUGAUGCGAUGCAAUACUUUUCUUUAGAAAAAGCUGUAAUCAACACUUCUGAAGUUACUUUGUACUCGAAAGUCGUUCCAAUCUUGUGGAUGGUGACAAAAGAUAUGCCAGUUAUCAAUAUGACUGGAAGUUAGAGGAAGCUCAGAAGAACAUUUUCAGGACUCACACUACUGCUGUUAGCACAAGAAUGCUCUACAAACUUGGACAACAA
Molecule: messenger RNA, 1018 nt
Organism: Amphimedon queenslandica
Lineage: Eukaryota; Metazoa; Porifera; Demospongiae; Haplosclerida; Niphatidae
Product: phenylalanine--tRNA ligase alpha subunit-like
Exons: 7
Coding region: 411-941 (176 amino acids)
Source: RefSeq, a predicted model, not a curated record